Messenger RNA from Saccharomyces paradoxus, 1698 nucleotides. RefSeq lists its product as uncharacterized. The transcript has a single exon. The coding region runs from base 1 to 1698 and encodes 565 amino acids. Lineage: Eukaryota; Fungi; Ascomycota; Saccharomycetes; Saccharomycetales; Saccharomycetaceae. The record is from RefSeq and is a predicted model, not a curated record.
AUGUUUCUGGACUAUUCUGGAUAUGAGGCUCUUACCGAAAUCAACUCUUCUUUUGGAAAAUAUGUCCUUCUAUUGCAACAAUUCGAAAAUUGUCGAGGUUUGAAAGGUCGGCUUGAAAUGCUCAAGGAUCUGGGGAAAGAAUUUACGAUAUUCGAGGAGUUGAAUAUGGAAGACUUCAGAGAAUCUAAAAGUAUGGUUCACAGAUUUUAUACUAUGGUCAUUUCUUUGAGGCAGAUUAUGGAAAUUGGGCCAUUAAUCAGGCGUAGCCCUGCUGUUUUAGUUGUGGAAUUUGAUUGUCCAGUGGAGGAUUGUCUAGAUGAAUUGGAUCCGUUGCAUCCACUGAAUAGGACCUACAUAUUCAUUCAUAAACAAUGGAUCUAUUACCAUCAAUAUUAUAUAGUUGAAAAAGUAAAGAAAGUUAUUCUUAAUAUGGCUCCGGUAAGAGAAGAUGAUUGGAGUAUCCUUCACAAGGUUGUUUAUUCUGAAGGCUUCGCCGAAAGGCGAUGGAAAAAUAAGAAAUACCUGGGUGAUAUCUACAUUCCACAACCAUUAUUGAAAAGCAAUAAAAUCACUACUAUUUCUAAUUUUUCUCAACUUACUAAAAUCUCCAAGGUCAGGGUUUACAGAUUCAACGCUACAGCAGUGUGUGACCCAGAGAAUUUGAACAAAAAAAACCUGAGCGUCAAGGAGCUUAAAGAUAAAGAUCUCCCUAAUCUUAUCUGGACUCUAGAACCUGAAAAAUUCUAUGUUGACAUGAGACCUUACAAAGAACACCAGGAAAGGAAAAAACGGAGAAAAGAAUCCACACUUAGGACACAAGGUGAGAAACAGGAGAACAGUAUUACGGAAAACAACAAAAGGGAUAUUAACGAGGUUAGAGCAUCGCCAGGAUUGAAAAAUAUCAUGAAAACACCUCUUGCUAAUAAGGUUGUUAAUAUUUUUAAUAACUACGCUGCUGUUGUAACAGGCUAUGUGACAGAAGUGGAUAAAAAUGAGGACGAUGAACGGAGAGAUGGCAAUAGACUUGAAAUUGGAAACGACGAGAUAGCUCAAAAACUUGGAAGUGAAAGUCGAGAUGAUUCAGAAACACAAAUGGACAGUGCAUGCAUCCAACUUGAACUUCAAGAUAAUGAUGAAAACAAUAUAUCCUGGAAUACAACUAUGCGAGAUAUUGAUCCAAUUUACAUGAGUGAACGAUGUGUUAGGGUUUGGAGAAAGGAGCAGCAAAUGCUAGGAUUGGAGAAGGCUCGAACAUUUGAGAAAAAAUACCAUAAAGAUUUUAUGGUAAUGAACGAAAAUCAGUUCGAAGAACCAGGUAAGUAUUCGGGGAGACGCAUAAAAAUCCGAAACGCCAGAGCUAGAACUAAAAUAGCAUCUUCCGCCAGUGAAAAUAAUAACGAUAGUAAAUCGAGCAAAAAUUGUCAUAAAGAAGAAGCUCACGGCCUAGUGAGAGAAUAUUUUAAGAACAAACUCAAUUUAUCACCUCACAGAGACAGGUAUCAGGAGGUAAAGGACAAGAGAAAAUAUAAAAAUAUAAUGAAAUAUAAUUCGAACAGUUUUAACAGCAUUAACAAAAUAUCUGGGGAAUUCCAAGUAUAUGGGCCAACCACUUUAACAGAUAUUCACUUUAAGGAUGUCGUAACUGUGAAAUUCAAGGACCUCAAAGCGAAAUUUAGAAAACUUAAAAUAAACGCUUGA